AUGCCUCCCGUCGCCAAGCCUUCGUCGAACCACUAUGACAUGGUUGUCAUUGGUGGUGGAUCCGGUGCGAUGGGUGUCUCGCGCCGUGCUGCUGCUUACGGCAAGAAAGUCGUCGUCAUCGAGGAGGACGGUCGUCUCGGUGGUACCUGCGUCAACGUCGGCUGUGUGCCCAAGAAGCUCAUGUGGCACGCUGCCGACAUCGGUGAGCACCUCAAGGAGGCGCCCGAGUACGGAUUUGGCGAUGUGGUCGAUAAGCCCAAAGUGCCCGGUUUCUCGUGGAAGUACUUUGCCGAGAAGCGUGAUGCGUACGUGCGCAGGCUCAACGGCAUCUACGACCACAACCUCGACAAGGACGGCGUCGAGUAUCUGUCCGGCCACGGAAAGUUGACGGGCAAGAACGAGGUGGAGGUCACCCUGCGUGGCGAGGACGGCUCGUUCAACGCGGGUACUUACAAGGUGACGGGCGAUCGUGUCGUCAUCGCCACCGGGGGACGGCCCAUCAUCCCCUCGGACGACAAGAUCCCCGGCGCCUCGCUGGGAAUCAACUCGGACGGCUUCUUCGAGCUGCGCGAACAGCCUAAGCGCGUCGUUGUCGUCGGCGCCGGCUACAUCGCUGUCGAGCUCGCUGGUAUCUUCAACACGCUCGGCUCCGAGACGCACCUGCUCAUCCGCCACGAUACCUUCUUGCGUCCGUUUGACCCGAUCAUCUCGGAAACGCUGCAGGACUACAUGUCCAAGACGGGACUCAACCACGAUCGAGGCUGA
Molecule: messenger RNA, 765 nt
Organism: Sporisorium graminicola
Lineage: Eukaryota; Fungi; Basidiomycota; Ustilaginomycetes; Ustilaginales; Ustilaginaceae
Exons: 2
Coding region: 1-765 (254 amino acids)
Biological process (GO): cellular response to oxidative stress; glutathione metabolic process; cell redox homeostasis
Cellular component (GO): cytosol; mitochondrion
Molecular function (GO): flavin adenine dinucleotide binding; glutathione-disulfide reductase (NADPH) activity
Source: RefSeq, a predicted model, not a curated record